Messenger RNA from Acanthoscelides obtectus, 815 nucleotides. NCBI's taxonomy places the organism in Eukaryota, Metazoa, Arthropoda, Insecta, Coleoptera, Chrysomelidae. The record is from the annotation of a GenBank genome assembly.
AACGCGGCAAUAAAUAUAAUUUUUAUCUCGACGCGUAUCGCCUCGCUUGUCUCGUCGCUUAGUACUGCGUCAACCUCUUUACUAUGUUUGGUUUCAUUACAAUACACGAUGAAAUAAAAGCCGCGGCGCUUACCUCGUCGCUAUGCCUCUAGCCUCGUCGUUCCACUAUGUUUGUACCCUUAAGGCUUUGGCACACAGAACGCGAUCUGUCGCGGCGGGCAGUUAUCGCGCGAUCCUCGUGGCGGGAAGCGAUUUGUGACGCCACACAAUCCGCGCAGUGUACAGACGCAGGCCAGUCAGAAGUUUCAUAUUGUUGUAUUAUGUUCGCAAAGUCUAGAUCUCAAGAAGUGCUCUUGCUUCUUUUUGCUUUACAAAAAAAGAAAAAGAAUAAAAGACGUUACUGGGUGCACGACAUUAAUAAGAAAAGAGAACAGUGUGGUGAAUACCAUCGCCUCUGUAUUGAACUGCGGUCGCAUGAGGACAAAUUCUUUCAAUAUUUUCGAAUGUCAAAGGCGUGCUUCGAAGAAUUACAUGAACUAAUAAAAGUAAAUAUUGAAAAAUGCACCACGAACUGGAGGAAACCAAUUGAUACAAGACAAAAACUAUCCAUCUGUUUGAGAUAUCUGGCUACAGGCGAUAGGACGGUCCACAGUAUCCAAAAUAGUGAAAGAUGUCUGUCAAGAAAUUUGGAGGGCUCUACAACCAAUUUACUUGCCCAGACCCACCACGAAGAUGUGGAAGCAAUCUGUAGCGGGAUUCUUAGAAAAUUGGGGUUUCCCGAAUUGCCUUGGAAGCAUAGACGGGAAGCAUAUUAA